This is a messenger RNA of Paracoccidioides brasiliensis Pb18, 1002 nucleotides long. RefSeq lists its product as uncharacterized. Gene Ontology annotation, cellular component: cytoplasm. The transcript has a single exon. The record is from RefSeq and is a predicted model, not a curated record. Bases 1 to 1002 code for a protein of 333 amino acids. Gene Ontology annotation, molecular function: palmitoyl-(protein) hydrolase activity; carboxylic ester hydrolase activity. Gene Ontology annotation, biological process: protein depalmitoylation.
AUGGCGCAACAACAAACCACCCCGUCACCAACAAUCCCCUCCCCACUCCCCUUCCCCAAACCAACCACAAUCCCCCCCCGCGGCCCACACACACACACUCUAAUCCUCCUCCACGGCCGCGGCGACUCCUCCCUCGACUUCAGCACUGAAUUCAUCACCCUUCCCCUCCCCAUUUCCCCCUCUACAUCCAAACAUCCCCUCUCAACCCUCCCCCAGCGGUUCCCGGGUGUCAAAUUUGUCUUCCCCGGUGCGAAGAUGGGCCUCUCCACCUUCUCCGGCAACAUGAUGAUGCCGCAGUGGUUCGACGUGGUGAGCCUGGACCCGCCGUAUGAGAAACAGUACGAGCUGCAGCUGGAGGGCUUGCGGAGUUCGGUGAAUUAUUUGCUGAAGCUGGUGAAGGAGGAGGCUGCGAUUGUGGGUGGGGUGGGUAAGGUGGUUGUGGGGGGGUUGAGUCAGGGAGCUGUAGUUGCAUUGGCAGCUGCGAUGAGCUUUGAUGCGGUUGAGGCUGGGGAGGCGUUGGGGGGUUGUGUGGCAAUGAGUGGGUGGUUGGCAUUUCAGAAGGAGUUGAUGGCGUUUGCUGGGAGGGAGAGGGCGGUGGGAGAUGGUUGUGGUGAUGGUGAUGGUGAUGGUGCUGUUGAUGACACCGGGAAUCAAGAUCUCGAGGAGGAUGGAGAGAAUGGGUGGCUUCGAAGCACUGAUCCCAAAGUGGCGGUUAGCGCGGCUAAUUGGUUCCGUGAGAAUGUAUUGGGUAUCCCGCCAAUUAAAGUCGUUGACUGGCAGCAGAUCACGCUUCCAAAGACACACCUGUGGAUCGCACAUGGAGCGUUGGACACGCAUUUGAAACCGCAGUAUGGGGAAGAGGGCGCGAAGACGCUGGAGAAGCUUGGGUGGAAUGUCACGUUCAUGCUGUACGAUGAACUCGAGCACUGGUAUAUGCCGGAUGAAUUGGAGGAUAUGGCGAUUUACUUGGAUGUUGUGGUUGGUGUGCCGGAGGCGGAAUGA